Marchantia polymorpha subsp. ruderalis is the source of this 1979-nucleotide messenger RNA. The record is from the annotation of a GenBank genome assembly. NCBI's taxonomy places the organism in Eukaryota, Viridiplantae, Streptophyta, Marchantiopsida, Marchantiales, Marchantiaceae.
CCAUUUCGAGGUCCAUUCGUAAAUUCUGGUUGUUGAGUACAACAGGACAAUCUGCAAUCGUAUGCAACGUAAUCUACAGAUUGAAGCUAUUCUGUUUUUCUUGACUCAGCCCUCUUACUGAAAAUCUCCUGUCUGCGCGUAAUUAGUUCAGUCAAAUCACAUUCGGGAAUUGACAAAAAGAAAUCGCAUGUUUGUGAGUACACGAUGCAUGGAUGGUCGAUUUUCAGCGCAGCGCAAUGCAUGAUUGACCAUUCGAACCAGAAAUCGAGUUUCCAAGGAUUUCAAGAAGUGGAUCUCGUGUUCGACUGGGUGAAGGAAUGAAGGAGGGUGAUCGAUCGAUCGAUCAGACCAUCCAGAUCGCACUGUGUUUUCUGUUAACGAUAUCCUCGUGAAAAGGAAGAGUCGUGACUGUUAUGAGGAGUCAGCUUCUGGCGGCUAUGGAAGAAUCAAUCUCACAUCAGGUCAAACGAACUCGAGACGAACGAUCAACAUCGUCGGCACCCGCAGAUGCGUGAAAAUGCUGGAAACUCCAGGACGCGGUGUGGCAUGGAGGGACUCCUAUCGUGGGGAUUCGAAAUCGCUCGCCACGCUCAUCAAGGGCCGCAAGAAGAAGGUGUCGGAGGACGCUGCUGCUGUUGUUCCGGCGGAGGGCGAGGAUGGCCCUCAAGAUGAUCAGGGACCCACGACGUCCCUCGAGGAAGCAGCACCCGCAUCUCAAGAGUUCGGGGCCGACGCCGAAAGUAGGAAUCCGAACAUGAAGACGACGACGAUCGCCGUGACUUUCUCCUGCGAGUGCGCAACCAGACGAGCAGUGGAAGUCGACGGCAUGGAGCUCGGUGGCGAAUUGCUGCCACGUCUCAUCAGUCGAGAAAUCUGCGACGACCGCAAAAUCCAGAACAAUUUCUGGCCGCGCGUGAGACUCUUGGGAGACAUCCGACGAGGAAUUCAGUACUCCAAAUCCGGCAAAGCCCAAAAAGUUGUGAUACAAAGCAAUCCCGCCUCCCCUUCGACCGCCAGCAAAUGGGUCGUGGACACAAUCAACAAAAUUUCUGGUUCUUUGCACUGCGAGAAAUCCCUUCCUGACUAGAGUAGCCAGACCCAGUCCCCCAGUCUUCUUCCAAACGCCAUCUGACGAAACCUGUGCAUGCAUUCAUGCCUCUCCAGUGGAAAUCAGAUGUUAAAAUCCAUGUGCACACUUGUAGACAAAUUGUCCCAGCUCAAGAUGGACCUUGUACCCAACAAAUAUCAGUCAUCACUGAUAUUUGUUGGUGUGAAGAUGGUAUAGUUCUAUUACCACAUGGCUCACAGCAAACUAAAUCGUCUGUUCGACUCGAGUAGCUCUUAGAAAGUUGUUGAAUGCGAUCUCCCUGCAGAUAUCACUUGAUAAAGGUGAUGUAAGGAAAGUAUCCAAGUUUGUCAAUUUGUCAAAGGCCCGUACCUCAUCAAAGCCUUAGGCCUUGAUGAGGUACGGGCCCAAGAUGAGGCGAACCCAACUUUUUGAUCUACUGCUCUGUAGUAACAUCGCAGUAGAGCAAGAUAACUAGAAGCAUGAGCUAAAUAAGCAAGUACAUAGUUGUCGAAGUCUUGUCUGGUUGCUCAAGCAUAUUCUUAUGAGAUUAGAGGUGACAACGUAUCAGCAUGUUGAUGUGUAGUACCUUGACAAUGAAUCACGUCAAAUUCAUACUCCUGCAGUAUUAGUGUGCAACAAGCUAGCUUGCCGGUAAGCUUGUGGUUGGUCAUCAAUCACUGAAAAGGUUGAUGGUCAGAGUGAACGUGAUUCUAUAUAGAUACUGCACAUAAUACAACCAGUCACGAGGCUUGAUUGCUCUUUGCGUUGUUGGUUUUUCGAGAGUGAUAGGCAAUCACGCCCUUCUUCACUUCCCUGGCCAAGGAAAACAUCAAUUUCAAGACUACUUCAAUCAGUGUUAAGAAGUAACACCUCGGUGUAGUCAAAACUACGUAGAAUCAGAAAUUCUGGC